Hyla sarda is the source of this 1587-nucleotide messenger RNA. RefSeq names its product RIC3 acetylcholine receptor chaperone (gene RIC3). The coding region runs from base 5 to 1201 and encodes 398 amino acids. Gene Ontology annotation, cellular component: intracellular membrane-bounded organelle; neuronal cell body; neuron projection. The transcript has 6 exons. Gene Ontology annotation, biological process: synaptic transmission, cholinergic; protein localization to cell surface. Lineage: Eukaryota; Metazoa; Chordata; Amphibia; Anura; Hylidae. The record is from RefSeq and is a predicted model, not a curated record.
UGGGAUGGUGUGUGUGAUGGAUCCGGGAUGCAGGAGGAGAGGAGCCGCCAUUGGUGCAGCGCUUUGUGAUGAGCGCGUCCUCUCCUCCUGCAGUCACAUCAUGGCGCUCUCCACUAUUCAGAAGGUGGUGAUGUUCUCCGGUCUGGUGCUCUGCGUCUCCCUGCUGCUGCCCAAAACCUUCCUGAGCAAAGGGAAACAGCCGGAGGGAAAUUCCGGCCGUUUUCCCUCCUCUGUUCCUCAGGGGAAGCCGCUGGAUCCCAGGGUCGGGGGAUUCCCUCGAUCCCAUUUAUCGGAAGCCGUAUCGAAGGCGAAGGCCGGAGGAGGAAGCAACAGCAGGAAGAGCCUGGUCGGGCAGAUCAUCCCCAUCUAUGGCUUUGGCAUAUUAGUAUAUAUACUCUAUAUACUGUUCAAGCUUUCGUCACAGGGCAAAAAUGUCAAAAUGGAGCCCAAAAGUGUCCCCAUCGCCAACGGCAACCUGAAGAGGAAGAUCACGGAUUACGAGCUCACGCAGCUUCAGGACAAACUGAAGGAGACGGAGGAAGCGAUGGAGAAGAUCAUCUCCCGGAUGGGGCCCGACCACCAAGGCUGCAAGGACGGUAAUGUCAGUAAUGAUGAGGAGCAACAACUGCUGGAGAGACUGAAGGAGAUCACCCGGGUGAUGAAGGAGGGGAAGGUCCUGGACGGCAUCUCCCCGGAGCAAGAGGCUGAGGAGGCCCCCUACAUGGAGGAAUGGGAAGGUUACCCAGAAGAGACGUAUCCGGUUUACGACCCCUCUGAUAGCCGGAGGCGGCACAAUACGAUCCUCGUGGACCCUUCGCUCCUGAACCAGCCCUCGGCCGAGGAGAUCGCGGAGCAGAUGGAAUUCAUGGAGGAUUAUACCCGAUACUGUACAGAGAACGAGGCGGAGGACGGGAGCGAUGAGGUCACCACAUACGACCACUGUGAUGUCGUCCAGCUCAGCCCCGCCCCCACCCCGGAGGAUGAGACCGCCCCCGAGGAGCAGAGCGAUGACGAGGACCCGGCUGUUAUAGCAGAGAACGCCGGCUUCAGCUCCGACAUGGCCAGCGAGGGGGAGCAGGGGCCCGAGGCUUCUCCGGCAGAUCCGGCUGUGAACGGAGAUUUAUUGGGGACCAUCAGUCAUUCUUUAGGGGAGGAGUCUCAAUCUCUGCGCAAAAGGGGCAAAAAGUCCCCGGAUUGUUAAAUAUCCCAAAUCUGGUCAUAAGAUACUGAAUAUACAGGGGGCCAAAGGAGGGGCCCGUGUCUGAUGAUGUCAUUACUGCCCCAACAUGUGACAUCACAUUGUACAGGACUACACAGGAGCUGAAAAAGUAUUCACACCCGUCACAUCAUCAUCAUCACCGGGCCCCGCAGCACAACUCAGGAUGGGCCCGACCCUGCCAAAUGUCCCAUCUUAUUUCUUUUUGCUGUGAUUAUCUGAUACACAUCCCCUGUAUAGACAGUGACAAUAUGAAAUUCUGCUCUCCGCAGCCACCACCAGGGGGAGCUCCAUGCACUUCUCUAACCACACCCACCAUAUAGAUUCCUAUUUACCGACUCCUGUUUUCUUAAAGGGACAGUACACCUUCA